Molecule: messenger RNA, 225 nt
Organism: Zygosaccharomyces rouxii
Lineage: Eukaryota; Fungi; Ascomycota; Saccharomycetes; Saccharomycetales; Saccharomycetaceae
Gene: HTL1
Product: Htl1p
Exons: 1
Coding region: 1-225 (74 amino acids)
Source: RefSeq, a predicted model, not a curated record
AUGAGUAGUGCCUCCAAUUCUCAGCGCAAGUACAACAAUAUCACGCUCAAGACAUUAACAGCUUACCAGCUGAUGUCGCAAAGAGAACGGAUGUGUGAACUGUUCCAACUGUUAGAUGAUUCGGAACGUCAUGAACAUAUUGUCAAUCCUUUGAAACAGGAGAACAUCUGCAACUCGAUGAAAGAGAACCUAAGAGACAUAAAGAAUGAGUUGGGUACCAAUUGA